AUGCUUCCAUGGAUAAUCGCUCAAAUAAGAAGAGGUGGAAACAGUUAUAAGGUCACCGCAACCCUGGAGAAGUGUUGCCUCGAAAUAAGGGGCCUGGAAAAGAAGCUGUCCCACCAGCUGAGCCUCGUGGCCAGGCUGGGUGUGUACCCGGAGGCUGAAGGAGGGUACCUCAUCUACGGCCUGCGGGACCGAGAGCAACCACUUCUCUACUGCCAUCUCCUCUGGUCGGCCGACAUACACGAUAAAUUAAAGAACAAAACAGGAUGGUCUUACCUCCCCACUGCUUCACUAUACCUUUAUGUAUAUUCAACUGCAGACUACUUCACUAUACCUACUUUCCCAAAGCUGAUUAGAAUAGGCUUGUAA
Molecule: messenger RNA, 366 nt
Organism: Nezara viridula (southern green stink bug)
Lineage: Eukaryota; Metazoa; Arthropoda; Insecta; Hemiptera; Pentatomidae
Source: the annotation of a GenBank genome assembly